CGCUCUCGCUUGCGCGUCCCCUUCCGUCGGCACACGGACGGGUGUCGGCGUCGUUGAGCUGUGAAUGGACAUUAAUGGGGAAUGUAAUACACUUCUCUCAGUGACUGGUUUCUUCUGUCAUUUAAUCGCUGCAGCGGAAGAGUGGGUGUUGAUGAGUUGAUAACUGACAGAAGUGAUGUGAUAGCAGGUCUGCCAGGCAAGACAGAUCAGAGCAGACUGUCUGCUGCACAGUGAACCACCUGGAUGCAACACGUUACAGCAUAGACAGAAUGGAUUUCCCCAAUUACACUGAAGGGGUGUUUGCCACAAGCAACGUUAGCAGGAAUGACUCACUGGAGACCACUGAACUUCCCCCUAGUGAAAUCCUACUUACUAUAACUCUGUCUGUGCUGGCCAUCCUCACCACAUUCUUCAACUGCCUGGUGAUAACAGCUAUUGCAGUCACUCGCAAGUUGCACCACCCAGCCAACUACCUCAUCUGCUCAUUAGCAGUGACUGACUUACUGGUGGCUGUGCUGGUCAUGCCCUUCAGUAUUAUCUACAUCCAGAAGAAGAGCUGGGUCAUGGGUCAGGUGGUGUGUACCUUCUGGUUAAGUGUGGAUGUCACCUGUUGCACAUGCUCCAUUCUGCAUCUUGCUGCAAUCGCCAUUGACCGUUACCGGGCUAUCACAGACGCGGUGGAGUACUCACGCAAACGUACAGGAGCCAGAGCUGGUGCAAUGGUGGCAGUGGUGUGGCUCCUGUCCAUCCUCAUCUCACUCCCUCCUCUACUGUGGCAACACUACAGUGGCAAUGAUGACCAUGAAAAUGAGUGCAUCAUCAUCCAUCCUCACAUGGCCUUCACCCUUUAUUCAACACUCGGAGCAUUUUAUAUUCCACUGCUGCUCAUCCUCAUCCUCUACUAUAAAAUCUACCUGGCCGCUCAGACCCUAUAUAUGCGGAGGGAGGCUAGCCGGGCUAGCCGUCACUCAUGCAUGACCAAUGGCAGCAUGAUCCCCUCUACCUAUCCUGCUGGAGAUGGUGAUGUCGAUGGCGGGCCUCGAAGUCCUGAGCCUGUAAGCCCACCGGAAAAGUCUUUCUCUGAACCCUCAACAGAGGAAACUCCACGUGAACGGGUCCGUGUGUCUGUAAAGGCCUUUAAGUGCAAGUCACGACGGCACGAGUCACGCAGUGAAUCACGUCGUAGUCAGUUAUACCAAGGACCUCGAAUCUCGGGCUCACGAGAGCGCAAAGCGGCAUCCACGUUGGGGUUGAUAAUAGGGGCCUUUGUCGUCUGUUGGUUGCCGUUUUUUGUCAAGGAAUUGAUUGUCAACACCUGCGGUUCUUGCAGUACUUCAGGGGAAAUGGCCGACUUCCUGACAUGGUUGGGCUACCUUAAUUCUCUGAUCAACCCCCUGAUCUACACCAUCUUCAAUGAAGACUUCAAAAAAGCCUUCCAAAAACUUGUGAGGUGCAGUCAUUACCUCUGAUGAUUAUUUAUGCAUGAUCAAACCUGCACAUCAUCUAUAUAUGAGAGGAAACAAAAUUAAUGGCUUCAGGUCAAAAAUACUGACUGAAUAACUGAGUUAUUAUGUCUGAAAAACAAUAAUUUAAAAGAGCAAAAGGAUUGAUACUGGAAAAGAAACUUCAUCGGCCACUUCAGCAGCCUAAAUGGCACUGACUCAGCAAUGAGAUGGUGCGAGUUCCCAAUUGAAAAUCAAGUCCUGCUAUUUAUAGAAGAGCCUGAGACCUCAUUGAUGUUAAUUGGAGUACGUAAAGGGACACUGAGAAAAUGUGCCAUCACUGACCUUUUUUGAGGCCUGAGUUCUGAGCAUUAGUGAUCAGCCCCAUUUAUAGGUCUUGAAAUAGCUGACCAUUAUGUCUGUUCCAUCUAAUGACCUCCCUUCUGCCGAGUCCACGCUGCUGGCUUAAAUAUUGAACAUGUGUAAAAUACCACAGUAUACCAAGUUGUUGCUUUUUGUGGCUGUGAUGUUAUGAAAGGUGACUUUUUUCUGACUGUUGCAAUGAUUGUUAGCAGAACUAGUAUAUAUUUAGCCCUGCAAAACAUUCCAAAAUAUUAAACCACCAUUGAUAGAUGGUUUGACCUUCUUGUAAGUUAAUGGUACUGGCACUGGCUUCAUUUAUUUGACAGUCUAAAAAGACAUGGGAAGAUAUGGUCUAACUUUCGUAAGAUUUCAAUGCCUGAACUUAACAUAUAAUAUUUUAAAUGUUUACAAUUAACAGCUUAAAAUGUAAUUAAAAUAAAGAAAAUGUUUUAAGAUCUAGGGCUAAGGCAUACCAUAAAUAACACCAAAAUACUGGGGGACCAACAUAAACUUGACCCUAACACUUUUGAAAAGGUCUACUGUUACAGGUUAUACAAAGCACUGCCACUUUUAUUGAUUUUUUAACAUCAUUUGAUUAUUUCCUAUGGUAUUUAUGUAUUAUUUAUCUAGUGGAACCAACACCCCAUCUAGCUUCACUCCCACACCAUAGCUAGCAUUAGAUUAAUUGAAGGUGAGAGUCACUGGUGGAGAAAUCCUCAUUACACUACUCCCACUCAAAUACUUGGAAUAGAACUACUAUUUCUUUAUUGGUUUCAAGAGGGCACAUGAUAUGUUGAUGGAUGUGGAUGAGUCAAGUGUGAGGGUGUACUGUAUACCAAUGAGAUAAUAUAAAGCAUUCCAUAAACUUAUAUAGAUCUCUGACAGUAUGACCAGUCUGCUGUUUCUUCCUUUGUUUUUCACUGACUAAAUAAUCGAUAAUAAAUGGUCCACAGCUGAAAUUUUGUUCCUGUUCUUCUCCGAGUUAAGUAAUUGUUUAAGGAAAGUGUAUCAGCAUAUUCCCUGUAUGUAUGGAGAAAAUGGUAGCAGGAAUACCAAUGAUAAGCUGUAUGUGUAAAUUAAUGUUAUUAUGCUAUAUUACAUCAGUCUGCUUACUGUUUAAUGUGAAUAGAGUGGAUAUUUUCCAUAUUUUGAUUUGAUGGUGCCCCCUUGUGGCAAGCAGAAAGACACUCUGGUUGGUUAGUACUGUCUUUCACUGCUACAGCAACGAGAUUCAUGAAUCUGAAAAUACUGCUCACUUAGUCUCAUCGGUCAAACAAAUAAAAGUAAUUAGAAAUAAGCAUUGAUGUGCAAGUUCU
Oreochromis niloticus (Nile tilapia) is the source of this 3121-nucleotide messenger RNA. It is a transcript of the gene htr1fa, whose product is annotated as 5-hydroxytryptamine (serotonin) receptor 1Fa. Gene Ontology annotation, biological process: positive regulation of MAPK cascade; adenylate cyclase-activating adrenergic receptor signaling pathway. Gene Ontology annotation, cellular component: plasma membrane. Gene Ontology annotation, molecular function: G protein-coupled serotonin receptor activity. Bases 270 to 1469 code for a protein of 399 amino acids. The record is from RefSeq and is a predicted model, not a curated record. Lineage: Eukaryota; Metazoa; Chordata; Actinopteri; Cichliformes; Cichlidae. The transcript has 3 exons.